UCCCCCGGCACCGGGACGGGCUCGGGUUUCGCCCUUGGCAGCGCAGCGCGGCGCGGGGAGGGGAGUAGGGGGAAGGAGGGGCCGCGCGGUAGGUGUCAUGCAGGACCCUACCCAAGAGCGCGGCGGGGCUUCCUGGCUGCAGAGGGUCUUCGAAGAAGUGCGGGGCUCCUCCCAACUGAGCGUGACCCCCGCGGAGCCACCCCCGGUCACGGUAGUGGCGGUGGAGCGGUACCUGGCCGAGGCGCCGCCGCCGCCGUCCUCCCCCGCUACCGGCCCCGCCGCCGCCGCCCCUCAGUACUGCUACGACGUGACGCUGGCGGACGGCGCGUGCCAGGAGCGCUGCCACCUCGCCCCGCGCCUCAACGGCCUGGUGCAGCGCGCGCACCUGCGGGCCGGCGCGCGCCUGCGCCUGACGCGCUGCUCGUACCUGUACGAGGAGAAACGGCUCAACUAUGGAUUCCUCUGCCUGGAGGAGAUGGAGCCGCUCGGAGCAUCCGCCAUCGGCAUCGCCACCAAUACUGCCACCGCCAGCACGCCCAGCCGCCGCCCGCCGCCCCUCCGCGGGGAGAAGAAGCACUACCUUCCGCUCUGGAACAACGAGGAUCCCUACGGAGACGUGUGGGUGACGGACAGGCCCCAGGCGCAGGUGGGCGUCGAAGUCUCCAAGCUGACUUCUCUGAGUCAGCUGGAAAUGACCUGGAGAAGCAGAGUUCACUUUCAUCCACUUCUUGUGAGAGUCAUGCACAAAUCUAGACUAAGGUACUUUGGAAAACCAGAGAAAAAGGAGGAUAUGCCUUACCAGGCUUACUUUGAAGUUGCUGAUGGUUCAGGCAUGAUGUCAAUGGUUUUGUGGAAUUCAUUAUGUCCCGAGUGGUAUAACAGUAUGAAAGUUGGCACUGUACUUCUUCUUGAGCAGUAUGCUAUCAAAGAGAGCUUCCCAUUUAAAACACAGCCAACCCCAGGGGAUUCACAGAUGAAGAGGUUUUCUACAAUUGAAAUCAGCCUUAACGUUCGAGACCCUCCUACUAAAAUAAAUAUUAUUCCAGAAGAAAUGGUUAAACCAGAGUGGGGAUUACCUGAAGUUAAAUACAGGUUUAUCACAAGGUCAGAACUGGAUGACUUGCCACACAAUCAUUCCUGUGACAUUGUUGGUCUUGUGACAUUUGUAGGAAGGGUUGAACGAGCAAGAAAGAAAGAACAUGGUGAAGACUUCUGGCUCUAUCGUUGGGCACAUGCCAUUGAUGGGACCUCAGACCAACCAUUCAUACUGGAAUUAUUUGCAACUUCUCAGCCAGAUGUAUUUGAGCAUAUUCACCCAAUGACAUAUUUGGUGUGUACACAGAUGAGAGUGGUACGGGACAUCUCGGAGAAUCCUUCCAGCACAGUUUACCUUACAACUUCAAAUGAAAGCCAAAUAUUCAUUACAGGGUGGCACAAGGGCCAGCCAUACACCAAGGAUACCAAAGUGAAAAACUUCAUUCAGUGGACUAAAACACAAAACGAAGCUGAACGACUGAAGAAAACUGUCAUUGGUGGCUAUUACCCUUUUCCACGACCUCCAGAUAACUUCCUCAAAUACUGUAAAAACAAUAAAGUUGGAUCAGUUUUGAAAACCAUAGUUGAAAUGGGGAAGGAGAUUGAAGGUUUGCACUACAGAGAGCACAAACGCAUUGCUGUUCAGGGAAUAAUCAGUGCCAUAAGGUACAUCAGCUGCAGCAGAGCAGCUGAAGAAGACUCAGGAGUGGAGCCUAUUCAGACAGAUGCUUCUCAGUCUCUUGAGAGUUCUGCUGCAUCCAAAGAAGACUCUGGUCACAGGGGGAAAAACACCAAUCUUCAAAACAAAGAAGUUCUGUCUUUACUGGGGCCACAUGGCACUCCUGGGGAAAAGCAUCAGCACCAAGCUCUACUGUCAAAAAAAAGUUCAGUGAAGAGAAAGACCCCACGCAGAUUAAAUACACGUGCAAAACAGAAAAGUGCAUCUGCUGUUCCUGUAUCAAGUUGCCCCUAUUUCACACGAUCUGCAAGAAGAAAAUUUGGCUUGGAUGAAUCUCAGCAUGAAGAUUUUGUGCAAGAUAAAAAUGGACAGGCUGUACCAGACAGUUCACAGCACUGCACAGACAAAGAAGGAAUGAGUGAUAUACCUGAAACUGAAGAGCCUGGAAGAACUUUUGAUUCAUGGCAGAGUGACCUGUGGGCACAAGUGAAAGACAAAUUAAUGAAAUAUUUGCAUCACAGCAAAAUUUUCCCAGAAAGCAUCCCAAGGAGAUUUGAUUAUAUACACAAAGACUUACUUAUGCAACAGUACAACCUGCAUGCAGCAGUACACCAGCCAAAAGAAACCAUAACAGAGAAAAAUAUCAAUGAGUUUAAAACUGCUGGUGGCCUUGGAUAUUAUGAAGUGACAGUUCUGGGUGUAAACCACGAUGUAGCAACAGAUGUUGCAUUUCUGCCACUCUUUAGUCCUGAAGAUCCCCAUUUAUUUAAACUGGAAGACAUUCAAAAUGAUACAUUAUUGUCUUGCAUGAGUUGCAUCUCUGCACGUCAGCAGAAGACCACAAGCAAUGAGAGGCUUUCUGGCAUGUUUCCACUUUCAAAUGAAGUUGUAAAAGCAGCGAUGGAUCUGGAUGGCAAACAUGUUAUCUGCAUCUUGGACAUCUGUCACUUGGGUGAUGAUAAUGUGGAAGUCUUUCUGAGCAAAAUCUACAAGACAGUGGAACCUGGUGUGCUGGGUCCAGUAUAGUUUAAUAACUUAUUUUUAAAAUUUUUAUAUUGUUCAAAAGGAGGGAGAAAAAAACUGCUGUAGCUUUGAAUACUCCCUCUACAUUUAGCACUUUUCUAGAAAUAGCAGACACAAACAUAAAAUGAUGAUUCUUAGACCAAUGUUAAUGGUCAUCUAUGUAACUGGGAAGGAUGGUUGUUCCCUUUUUUUGUUUUGGUUUUUGGGAGUCUUGAAACAGAUUACACAAUGUCUUGGUCACAGUAAUCUUAUCUUUUGGUAGGAUAUCAAGGAGCAUGCUUGUCAUCUCUGCUUCUCUUCUGUGCACAUCCAACACACACAGAAAUGUAGAUGUAUGGGUGAGGACUGAGAAGAGAGGCAGCCUUUCCCAAUACUGAAGGCAACAUUUGCAAAAGAAGUAACUGGGUGUGGUAUAAUUUUAUGCUGGAAAUCAGAAUAUUUUUUAGGAUUAGAAGUUACUGUGGUCUCUAGUGAUCUUUUAGUGAGUGUUGCUAGGGGCAGCCUGGCUGAUCUCUAGGCUUGAACCUUACCUUACUGUGUUUGAGAAAGGGAUUAAAUCCCAUGCUGCCUUUAGUAUUGUGGACUGGGUUCAGUGAUCCAAUAAGCCACUUUUAGUUCUUUUUACCUGAGGAAGGUCAUCUACUGUGUUUUUAAAUGUCUGCUUUUGUAUAUACAGCCUUGGGUAUUAAGUGUAGCACCCAAAGGUUUUAAACAUAUUUAUUAAUUUUUAAAAAAGGACCUAUUUAAAAAAACAAACUUGCUUAGAGGAGCUUGCUUCUAGCUUUGCAAGAGAAGACCUGUCUUUAAGGAGUGCUUAGCACAGCAGGAUAUAUAGUUUUUCACAUUAUUAAGUUUUUGUCUGUUUAUAACCACUGUCCUUUUUAGUAGCACCUGUAUUCUGAGUGCAAGAAGGAGCUCGGCAGCUGCCAGAAGCUGCUACUUCCACAAGAGAAGAGACUUCCAUAGAAUUCUGCCAGCUUCUUGCCUAUAUACUAAGUAGCAUUUGGCUUCUGCCCAGUACAGAACCAAGUCCCACUUUUUCCUCCCAUGUCAAACAGCCUCAAAUCAGCUGGAUCCUUAGGAAAUUAUUCUCAAGCAGGAGCUAAAAGCACAUUGCUAAUUGACAACUUGUCCAUGGGAAAUGCUGGUCUCAGUUCAGUUCUUUGUGAAGAAAUAAUUGCAUUCUGGAAGCUUGCCAAUUAAAUUGUACCAUUAUUUUCCAAAGCCUACAGAGUUAAAUUUAUAGGAACAGAUAUAUUCUUUUGUGGAAAACUUCUAGGCACAUUUUAGCAGCCUGUUGGCAACCAGGUAGUAUCACUUCCAAGUAGUAGCUCACUUAUCUGCCCUUGGGACAGGGGUCUUUGUCUUCAAGUACUUAAAUUCAUAUUAUGGUAAUUGAAAUAAAAAUGUAGCUGUCCUUAUUUCAGCACAAAUUCAUAGACAGCUUCAGAUGAAAAGUAAAAGGCUUAACAUUCUGAAGAAACUCAUAAAUUAUUCUAUCUCUCUAGUAUGGUUUACAGUUUAAGAUGUAUUAAUGAGAAAAGUUUAACUUCAAUUGCACAGAGAAGAAAAGUUAAUGAAAUGUGACUGUAUGUUAAAUGAUUAUAUUUUGUAUGGAUCAUAUAGUAUUAGUUCUAGAGCAGUGUUUGUCAACUUAUGCCUUUCAGAGUACCUUGUAGCCUUGCCACAGAAGGCAAAAGGAAAGCACACCAGCCUGAGAGGAUCACAGUGUUGCUUCUAAUAUGUUAUUUGUGUAAUUUUGUUGCUUAUGUAUAUGUGAAGUUUAGAGGCUAUUGCUCUAGAAUGGGAAAGAUAAGCACCAGCACUUCGUGUAUCAAGCUGUGAGCAAUGCUGACUGUGUCAGCCUGUGUUUUUUUCUUAAAUAUACUUCAGGUCGAAGUCUAAUUUUAAUGAAACUAUUAUUUCUAAAAGUGAUUUUUAAAGUAAUUAUCUUUGUAUGAAGGGACUGGUGUGGCUAGCACUGUCACAGAGCUACUCUACUGAGUUGUUGCAGUCACUUCAUCCAUCCCAUAAACAGAAAUGCAGCAGAGGCUGCAUCAUUCUGCUUACUACACUUUAAACAUGUAGCAUUAAUAAUUCUAUCCUCCGUCUUAGGACUUCCUAACUCUUAAGGAAAUACCAGAAUGUUGUGGGGUAUGUAUAAUAUGCACUUGAAUUUUUAAACUAUACAAUUUUAUUUUACAGAAGGGUUUUUUGAAAUUUUUCACAGCAAAAGCUGAGUAGGAAAGAUAUUUACCCUUGCAGAACACAGUGCUGAUAUUGAAACCACAGGCUCUCUGUGUGUAGCUAGAGAAUAUUAAAUGCUUGUAGCAGACUUGGAAUUUCAGUCCUCCUGGUCAUCCUGUAGAGGCACUUAGCACACUGCUGUAAGUUACACUGAAUUUAAUAUGCCAACUUCAGUUCCUGAAGGGUCACAGUGUUACUGUGUGGUUCUACCACUCAGUCUCCCUCUUCUCUGCCAAACCAGCACUGUAGCACUGGGGUGAAGGUCCUCUGCAAAGAAACUACUUGCUGUUUUAUUUCUCUUGACGUCUAUGGACACAAGUAUAAAACCAAAGUAUUUUUGAUCCUGAGUCUGACAAAACAUGUUAAUUUUGCUAUGUUAAAGAAAGAUACAGAAUCUCUACUCCUGCAAAAUGUCAUAGGAAUCAUCUUUCUUGCUGCUUUGUAUUGCCACUCCCGAGGGUAAAAUAGCAUCAGAACACUUCCCUAGCUGUAGAAUUCAUGCCCAAUUCAGCCAAAGAACUCUACUAUAAAGUCUUAGUUUUGCAUGUUUCUUAUUUUUCCAGCAUUAAUUGUAGAGAAAACCAGGUGAACUAUGUGUAGCUAAUGGUACUUUUCUGUAAAAAACUUGACAAGUCAUAGAUCUUAGAGGUAAGAUCAGUUUUGAAUAAUGUGAUGUAGAACUAGUGCUAAACUGAAAACUGGAAUAUAUAAAUAAAUGUAUUAAUAUAU
This is a messenger RNA of Calypte anna (Anna's hummingbird), 5713 nucleotides long. It is a transcript of the gene RADX, whose product is annotated as RPA1 related single stranded DNA binding protein, X-linked. Gene Ontology annotation, molecular function: single-stranded DNA binding. The record is from RefSeq and is a predicted model, not a curated record. Gene Ontology annotation, biological process: regulation of DNA repair. Gene Ontology annotation, cellular component: replication fork. NCBI's taxonomy places the organism in Eukaryota, Metazoa, Chordata, Aves, Apodiformes, Trochilidae. The coding region runs from base 98 to 2740 and encodes 880 amino acids. The transcript has 15 exons.